This is a messenger RNA of Cinclus cinclus, 1365 nucleotides long. Its product is annotated as serine/threonine-protein kinase pim-1-like. NCBI's taxonomy places the organism in Eukaryota, Metazoa, Chordata, Aves, Passeriformes, Cinclidae. Gene Ontology annotation, molecular function: ATP binding; protein serine/threonine kinase activity. Bases 1 to 1365 code for a protein of 454 amino acids. The record is from RefSeq and is a predicted model, not a curated record. Gene Ontology annotation, cellular component: cytoplasm. Gene Ontology annotation, biological process: regulation of mitotic cell cycle; protein autophosphorylation; negative regulation of apoptotic process. The transcript has 11 exons.
AUGAUGUCCAGAGGAGAGCGGGACAAUGGGAAAAAUGGCACUGGCUACAAGGAGGACAAUAUUAGAAACGACCGGGACCAGGAUUCAGAGGGAAAAGCACAUAAGAGAUCGGAGACCAUUAACUGUGGUGUGAGCCUAAGGAAGAAGGUGAGCAAAAAUGCCGAGAGCGCGGUGCCGUCCGCACGGGCGGAGAAGCCUCCCCUGGAGCAGCUGUACCGGGAGGGCCCGCUGCUGGGGAGCGGCGGCUUCGGCAGCGUUUACGCCGGGACCCGGCUCGCCGACGGCGUUCCGGUGGCCAUCAAGCGAGUGUCCCGGGACCGCGUCUUGGAGUGGGCGCGGCUGCACGACGGCGCCCUUGUGCCCCUGGAGCUGGUGCUGCUCUGGAUGGCGUCGUGGCCCGGCUUCCGCGGCAUCGUGCGGCUCCUGGACUGGUUCGAGCUGCCCGACGGCUUCGCGCUGGUCAUGGAGCGUCCGGAGCGCUGUCAGGACCUCUGGCACCUGCUGCACGCGGGGGGGUUCCUGCCAGAGCCCGUGGCGCGGGCGCUGUUCCGGCAGGUGCUGGGGGCCGUGCGGCACUGCACCAGCCGCGGCGUCCUGCACCGCGACAUCAAGGCCGAGAACGUGCUCGUUGACCUGGCCACCGGCGAGGCGAAGCUCAUCGACUUCGGCUGCGGCACGAUCCUGCAGGACACGUUCUACACCCAGAUGGCCGGAACGCGGGAGUACUACCCACCGGAGUGGAUCCUCUUUGGCCGCUACCAUGGCCAGCCAGCCACCAUCUGGUCCCUGGGCAUCCUGCUCUAUCAGCUGGUGUGCAGGCACCUUCCUUUCAAAAGCAGAGAGGACAUCGUCCGGGGACAGCUCUUCUUCCCGCCCCGGGUGUCUCAAGAGUGCCAGCACCUGAUCAGGUGGUGCUUAUCCAUGGACCCUGCAGACAGGCCAUCCUUGGAUGACCUUUUACGUCCUCUUCUUUUCACAGUAGCCAAAUCACUCAAACUUUCAGUCAGGACAGGGACUGUGGCCACAGCUGACCACAAACUGGACACGGUCAUGAGACGCAAGUUCUGUUCCUUUGUUUGCCGCCAAUGCCACGAUCAAUCAGCAGCAUCAGAGAGAAGAAGUCUGAACAUGCAGCCGUUGCCUCCCAUCCGGAAGGGCUCUCCUUCCUGCAAGCCAAUCAUAAUGUGCAAUGGAGAGGAAGAGAAAGGGAAAGAUGGCACUGGCUACAAAGAUAUCAGUAGAAACAGUGCGGAGCUGAGUUCAGAGGGAAAAGGGAGUGAGAGAACCUACCAACACUUAAUACGAAGUUCAGAGUCCCACACCAAGUCAGCACAGAAUCUGAGGAAAGUGAAAGCUAAAACUUAA